Molecule: messenger RNA, 759 nt
Organism: Adineta steineri
Lineage: Eukaryota; Metazoa; Rotifera; Eurotatoria; Adinetida; Adinetidae
Source: the annotation of a GenBank genome assembly
AUGGAUGAAAUCAUUCCACAAAAUCUAUUGGUAACAGAUGAAUCUAGUUUUCGGUCAUCAUUAUCUUAUUCGAAUAACAAUAACAACCGACGACUACUGAACAUUUCAUUCUUACCUAAUACGAGUUUCUUUUGUCGAAAAACAUCUCCUACAUAUUUUAAUAUUCAUCGUUUGCCCAAGCAAUCACUUCUUAAACUAGGUGGUAAGAAAGUGACAGAUCAAAUUGUUCCAUGUGUAAGAAGAGCUCAUGGAUCUGGUGCUAUUUUUCCAUUGAGCUCUGCACAACAACGCCUCUGUUCAAUUAAUUAUCAUCAUGAAGGUGGUGUUCACCAUUGGUACAUCAUACCGACAUGUGAGCGGGACGCUUUACAAAAAGCAAUUGGUCAUAAAGAAGUCCCUAUUUGUCUUGACCAUGGACAAUUACUCGUCGAUCCUUCUUUAUUUGCGAAACAUCAUAUUCGUUACCAUCGAGUUACACAACGUCCGAAAGAAUUUGUAGUGUUAGCAGCUGGUACCCUUGUACAAGGUUUUGCGGAAGGUGCUAGUUGGAGCGAGUCAAUCAAUUUUGCAUUACCUGGUUGGAUCGAAGAAGGUUGUGCAAGUGCUGCUACUUUACAGUGCCAAUGCAAUAAUCCAAAUAACUAUUCACCAAAUACAAUUGAUGUUACCAUAUUUACUCACGAUCUUAUCGAAAAAUAUAUUAGUUCUCAUCUCAAUAAUGGCACUGAUGAUAAACCAACGACUUUAGAAGGUUUAUGA